AUGCGAGCAGCCAGGUAUUAUGGGAUUGAGGAUAUGAGAGUUGAGGAGAUCGAAGAGCCAACAUGUGGAAACGGCCAAAUCAAAGUGAAGCCAGCCUUUGUUGGAAUCUGCGGGACUGAUCUCCACGAGUUCCUCGGCGGGCCAACAUUCGCUCCCCACACCCCUCAUCCGGUAACGAAAGAAACAAUCCCCAUAACUUUUGGUCACGAAUUCAGUGGCACAAUCGUCGAAGUCGGCCCCGGCGUAUCAAGCAGCAUCAAAGUCGGACAGCGCGUGGCCGUACAACCCACCAUCUUCGACGGUACCUGUGGAGCCUGCAAACGGGAUUUACCAAAUGUAUGCUACAACGGCGGCUUCGUAGGCUUGUCCGGCUGGGGAGGCGGGCUCAGUGACGCCUGUGUUAUACCUGCCGAUUAUGCAGUGCCAAUCCCGGAUAAUAUUCCUUUGGACGUAGCGGCACUGGUUGAGCCUCUAUCUGUAGGCUGGCAUGCUGUUUCGCAGAGCCCAUUGAAACCAGACAGCAAUAUUUUGAUCCUUGGAGGUGGCCCAAUCGGAAUUGCUGUAAUUCUCGCACUUCGCGCUCGAGGGUGCGGUAAGAUUAUCGUUUCCGAGCCAUCGUCCCAACGCCAGAAGUUUGAUACGCAUUUUGGCGCGGAUGUUAUUCUUGAUCCGAGGAAAGAUGAUAUCGUGAAGACAGCCCAGGAGUUAACGGGAGGGGAGGGAGUCGAUAUUGUGUUUGACUGUGCUGGCGUGGCAGUGGGCCUUACGGCGGCCUGUAAGGCGAUCAAGGUGAAGGGGACAGUGGUUAACGUUGCUAUCUGGGAGAAGGCGGUUCCGUUCCAGCCGAAUGAUUUGGUAUUCAGAGAAGGGAAGUAUGUCGCAUGUUUAGGAUACGUGAAGCAGGACUUUAAGGAUGUCAUCAAAGCGCUUGGGGAUGGACACAUCAAACCCGCCGAUAUGAUCACCAGUAAAGUCCCGCUAGAACGCGUAGUUGAAGACGGGAUCAAUGAGUUGAUCAAGAAUAAGGAGAAGCAUGUCAAAGUGCUCGUGCAGAUCUGA
This is a messenger RNA of Cadophora gregata, 1059 nucleotides long. RefSeq lists its product as uncharacterized. Gene Ontology annotation, biological process: butanediol biosynthetic process. NCBI's taxonomy places the organism in Eukaryota, Fungi, Ascomycota, Leotiomycetes, Helotiales, Ploettnerulaceae. Gene Ontology annotation, molecular function: (R,R)-butanediol dehydrogenase activity; zinc ion binding. The transcript is spliced from 3 exons. Gene Ontology annotation, cellular component: cytoplasm. The coding region runs from base 1 to 1059 and encodes 352 amino acids. The record is from RefSeq and is a predicted model, not a curated record.